Penicillium canescens is the source of this 1386-nucleotide messenger RNA. RefSeq names its product esterase/lipase family protein. The transcript has a single exon. Bases 1 to 1386 code for a protein of 461 amino acids. Lineage: Eukaryota; Fungi; Ascomycota; Eurotiomycetes; Eurotiales; Aspergillaceae. The record is from RefSeq and is a predicted model, not a curated record.
AUGUACUCUUUGAGGUCAGCUUGUUUGCUGUUUCCACUCUUCUUGUCGGCUUUGGCGAAGCCAGCUGCAAGUGUCUCUUCAGUAGAGACCCGCGGCUUUUCAGACUUGAUAUCAAAUCUGGAGAGCAGCUUGCAGGCCGUCGGCUACUUAGCGCAAGGUAUCACACAAGAUGUAACUCUGCUAGUAUCUGCACUGCGCGAUGUCCAAGACGGCAAGAUCGAUCCUGUUACAACCCUCGAAGAAGCUCUGGGCUCUCUUGGAAACGUACGCAACGCAAAUGAUGUUGGUCUCAUCGGAGUCGCCAUCGAUGUCGUUACCAAUGGACUGGCCCCGAAGAAUAUUCUCGAUCUCGUGAAAGGUCUGACAAACGCGCCUUUGAAUUCAAUGGACAACGACAACUCCGAGGAACCGUCAAGCCCUAUAUUCCCCAAAAAGGCUUCCGACGAUGCGCCGUACAGUCUGAGCGAAGAAGAGCUCCGCUCAACAAUCUACAUCCCCGACGAAUUCCAAUAUGGCGCUAACGGCAAACGACCUGUCCUUCUCAUCCCUGGCACGGCCAAUGCAGCCGGUACCACAUAUUACUUCAACUACGAAAAGCUACUCUCCGAAAGUGAUUUCGCCGAUCCCGUCUGGAUCAACAUACCCGGCAAUACCCUCGCCGACAUCCAGAUAACCGCGGAAUAUAUCGCGUACGCGAUCAACUACAUUUCCGGUAUCUCCCAAGACACCAAGAUCGGGGUGAUCGCCUGGUCGCAGGGGAGCCUAGACGUCCAGUGGACGCUCAAGUAUUGGCCAUCGACUCGGGACUCGGUCGAUGAUUUUUUGGUGAUUAGCGGCGAGUUCCACGGCUCCCUUUCGGCGGAACCGUGCUUGGUGCAGAGUUCUCUAUGCACACCUGCGAUCAGGCAGCAAGGCUACGACUCCAAUUUUAUCAAGACGCUCCUGGCUGAAGAUGGAGACUCGGCGUAUGUACCGACGACGAGUGUGUACUCCGGUAUCGAUGAGCUUGUUGCCCCACAGGUUGGUCCGAAUGCGUCGGCGCGCUUGAAGGAUGUGCGCGGAGUUGGCGUCACUAAUACGCAGAUCCAGCUGGCCUGCCCCGGUUUGCCUGCUGGCACUUUUUAUACUCAUGAUCCCAUGUUAUUCAACCCGCUUGUUUAUGCGCUGUUUGUUGAUGCACUGACACAUGAGGGGCCGGCGGAUCUGUCCCGGGUUGAUUUGGACACUGUGUGUAAUCAGAUCCUCGCUCCGGGGCUUGUGUUAACGGACCUGCUCGGCACGGAGGUGGAGGUAUAUGUUUAUAAUGUUAUUGAUUUCAUGUCUUUCGGAUAUAUGGGAUCCAGUGAAGAGCCGCCUAUUAAGGACUAUGCUCGCAUGUCCUCCUGA